AUGGGGAAGGGAGACCCUGUGUGCCGACUGCAAGGCUCAGCACAACCGCCUGAACUGGCUCAAGAUGGUGACCUUGUUAUUGGAGGCAUUUUUUCAUUUCGCACAAGGCAGGAUUAUGUAAUUAACACAUUUCAGACAAUUCCUGAAGUGCGGAAAUGCAAAAACUUCAAUUUUAGAGAAUUCAAAUUUGCUCAAGCAGUGAUAUUUGCUAUAAAUCAGAUCAACAAAAAUCCUGAUUUGCUCCCUAAUGUUAAACUUGGAUACAAUAUCUAUAAUAACUGUGGAACUAUGGACAUACUGAGAGCUGCCCUGGCACUGGUGAGCGGAUUAAAGAAAGAAGUGGAUGACGACAAGAACUGCACCAGAACUGAGACAGUGCAAGCUAUCUUAGGACAUUCAGGAUCAACACCAACUAUUGCAUUUGCAAAAGUGGUUGGAAGGUUCCAUAUACCUGUGAUCAGCCACUUUGCCACCUGUGCCUGUCUGAGCAACAGGAACGAGUACCCUACUUUCUUCCGAACUAUUCCCAGUGACCUCUACCAGAGCAGAGCACUGGCAAAGCUGGUCAAGCACUUUGGUUGGACCUGGAUUGGGGCGCUAGCUGUGGAUAAUGAAUAUGGCCUGAAUGGCAUAGCUAUAUUUAAUCAAGCUGCACAGGAAUAUGGAGUGUGCAUCGAGUACUCUGAAGCAUUUUCAUCAUCGGGACCACCUGAUAGCCUGAAGAGAGUGAUAGAGAUCAUUAAGCACGCCACUUCCAAAGUGAUUAUGGCUUUUAUGUCCCACAGAGAAGUUAAUUUGCUGGCAACUGAGUUGUACCGACAGAACAUUACAGGACUGCAGUGGGUUGGCAGUGACGCCUGGAUCACAGAUCACUCUCUGACGGACAGUGAGGGUCACAGCAUCCUUGUGGGCUCACUGGGCUUCGUUGUCAGCAAAGCUCAGAUCCCGGGGCUGGAGGAGCACCUGAGGCAGCUCCACCCCUCACAGUUUCCUCACAGUCAGUUUGUCAGAGAUUUCUGGGAAGACGUGUUCAACUGCACUCUGAACGACACUGCAAACACACAAAGAAAACCAUGCAGCGGUUUUGAGAGCUUGCAGAAUGUGGAAUCCUAUUUUACAGAUGUUUCUGAGCUGAGAUUCACUAAUAAUGUAUACAAGUCAGUUUACGCAGUGGCUCAUGCUCUCCACAACCUGAUUAAAUGUGAGGAGGGUAAAGGGCCUUUUUUGAAUGGGAGCUGUGCCGAUCCCAAACACGUUCAACCAUGGCAGGUCUUGCAAUAUCUCAACACUGUGAAUUUCACCACUGAGGAAGGGGAACAAGUUUAUUUUGACAGUAAUGGAGACUCGCCAGCAAUAUAUGAAGUUGUUAAUUUACAAUUGACAAACAAAGGAACCAUAGAAGGAGUAACAGUUGGCAUUUAUGAUGCUUCUCUUCGAGAGAGUCAUCAGUUUGUCAUGAAUAACAUCCCCGUUGUCUGGGGAAAUGGUCUUGAGAAGGUUCCUGUGUCAGUGUGCAGUGAGAGCUGUCUCCCAGGAACUCGUAAGGUCCUUCAGAAGGGAAAGCCAGUCUGCUGUUAUAAUUGCGUACCCUGUCCAGAAGGCGAGAUCAGUAAUUCAACAGAGUACUGGUCCAACAAGCAGGGAGAUGCCUGCAUCCACAAAGCAAUAGAAUUUUUAGCUUAUGAUGAAAUCCUGGGAAUAUUGUUAUCCUCAAUCUCACUGCUGGGAGUAUUUCUAACGAUGAUCACUAUGCUAGUCUUGUACGGCCACAAAGAAACCCCUCUGGUACGAGCCAACAACUCUGAGCUGAGCUUCCUGCUGCUCUUCUCCUUGACUCUGUGUUUCCUGUGUUCUCUGACCUUCAUCGGCCGGCCCUCUGAGUGGUCCUGCAUGCUGCGACACACAGCAUUCGGCAUCACUUUUGUCCUCUGUAUCUCUUGUGUUCUGGGGAAAACUAUAGUGGUGUUGAUGGCCUUCAGGGCCACACUUCCAGGUAGUAAUGUGAUGAAAUGGUUCGGGCCUGCACAGCAGAGGCUCAGCGUCCUGGGUUUCACUCUGAUACAGGUUUUAAUCUGCAUACUUUGGCUGACAAUCAACCCUCCUUUUCCUAGGAAUAAUUUGUUGCUCUAUAAGGACAGAAUCAUCUUAGAGUGCGAUCUUGGCUCAGCUGUAGGGUUCUGGGCCGUGUUAGGAUAUAUAGGACUUCUAGCUUUAUUAUGUUUUAUCCUCGCUUUUUUGUCUCGAAAGCUGCCAGAUCAUUUCAAUGAAGCUAAAUUAAUCACCUUCAGCAUGUUGAUAUUCUGUGCAGUCUGGAUCACCUUCAUCCCUGCGUAUGUCAGCUCUCCUGGGAAGUUCACUGUAGCUGUGGAGAUAUUUGCUAUUCUGGCCUCAAGUUAUGGACUUCUUUUCUGCAUUUUUCUGCCAAAAUGUUACAUAAUUUUGUUCAGGCCUGAGCAGAACACUAAGAAACACAUAAUGGGAGGGAAAACUAAUAAUGAUAUACUUUAUUAA
This is a messenger RNA of Cottoperca gobio, 2511 nucleotides long. Its product is annotated as extracellular calcium-sensing receptor-like. The coding region runs from base 1 to 2511 and encodes 836 amino acids. The record is from RefSeq and is a predicted model, not a curated record. Gene Ontology annotation, molecular function: G protein-coupled receptor activity. Lineage: Eukaryota; Metazoa; Chordata; Actinopteri; Perciformes; Bovichtidae. Gene Ontology annotation, cellular component: plasma membrane. Gene Ontology annotation, biological process: G protein-coupled receptor signaling pathway. The transcript is spliced from 6 exons.